Messenger RNA from Maudiozyma saulgeensis, 219 nucleotides. The record is from the annotation of a GenBank genome assembly. Lineage: Eukaryota; Fungi; Ascomycota; Saccharomycetes; Saccharomycetales; Saccharomycetaceae.
AUGUCUGCAUUAUUCAAUUUUUCGUCUUUAAUACAAGUGAUAUUACUGUUGAUAUGUUCAAGUACAUAUGUUCAUUCACAAUGGCCUUCAAUAUUGGAUCGUUAUAAGGAUCAUGAAGCUUUAGGGGCAUUCUGGAAGAUGGCACGUAUUGGAGAACGUGCGUCACCUUACGUGUCAUUAGCAUGCAUACUAGUAGCAUUCAACCAAUUUCAAAGUUAG